AGGACGGAGCUGGGAGGCAGAGAGCUGUGGGACACAGCAAAGCCCCCGGGGUGACGAGCCAGUGAGGAGCCCCGCGCUGCCAACCGCCCCGUUACCCUGGCCCCAGUGACUCAGGAAGUGCCCCCCUAAGAGGAGAAGGGCUUGGGGGGGGUCACUGGCGCCCACCCAAGGGCGCAGAAAUCAGCUUAGGAAACUUGCAGCGAGGGAGAGAAGCCGCGGGAUUCACGCCCUGCGAGAGCUCCGGGCUGUUCUUCCAGAUGAGGGAACAGAGGCACAGAGCGCUGAGAGAAUUCGCUUUCAAGGGAGCAUGGAGGGUUCUGCAGAGAGAUCUUAGAGCUCCUUCACUUCAGCCUCAGUUUCUUCAUCUGGAAAAUGGGCACACCGGAGGCUCCAGGAAGAGGAUGUGGGGAAGGGGGAUUUUUCUGUCCUGCACAGGUCACGGACUCCUCUGCCUUGUGUUUCAGGAGAUAUUUGGUUACCAGACGGAAGGCUGCCGGAGGACCCUCUGCAUCGUGGGCUACGUGUUUUCCUGUGGGAUCCUGCCCUUGGUAUUUUACUGGCGCCCGGCCUGGAGCGUGUGGGCCCACUGCGUCCCGUGCACCCUGAGAGAAGCCGACGUCGUCCUCCUCAGGACCACGGAUGAAUUUCAAAUAUAUUCUCGAAAAAAGGUCACAUGGAUCAACCUGUCCUCCCUGAAGGGCUCAGUCAGCCUCACGCCGGACCACCCCCUCAUCGCCGACGAGGAUUAUGUCAUCAACCGGGCCAUCCUCAGGCCCGAGUUAAAGGUGAGGUGCAUUCAGGUGCAGAAGAUCAGGUAUGUUUGGAACAACUCGGAAGAGCAGUUCCAGAAGGUUGGGUGCCUGGAGGACAACUUCUCGGCUGCUAAGAUACACCUGAAGUUUGGGUCAGGCCUGAGCAGAGAAGAGCAAGAGAUCCGGAGGCUGAUAUGUGGCCCCAAUGCCAUCGACGUGGAGAUCACGCCCAUCUGGAAACUUCUCAUCAAGGAGGUUCUCAAUCCAUUCUACGUGUUCCAACUCUUCAGUGUCUGCCUGUGGUUCAGUGAAGACUAUAAGGAAUACGCUGUUGCCAUCAUCAUAAUGUCCAUCAUCUCCAUCACCUUAACGGUGUAUGACCUUCGCGAGCAAUCCAUAAAGCUCCACCGGUUAGUUGAAUCUCAUAAUAGCGUCCUGGUCACUGUGUGCAGGAAAAAAGCAGGUACCCAAGAGUUAGAGUCCCGCCACUUGGUCCCUGGAGAUUUGUUAUCAUUGAGUGGGAACAAAAUGCAGCUACCAUGUGAUGCCAUUCUCAUUGAUGGAGGAUGCGUUGUGAACGAAAGCAUGCUGACAGGGGAGAGCAUUCCCGUCAUCAAAACAGCCUUGCCCAGGGUGGGGGACACGGUGCCCUGGAAGCUGCAUGGGGAAGAGGACUACAAGAGGCACGUUCUCUUCUGCGGCACCGAGGUCAUCCAGACCAAGUCGGCCGGCCCGGGAGCAGUGCGGGCCGUCGUCCUGCAGACCGGGUUCAACACCGCCAAAGGGGACCUGGUGAGGUCCAUCCUCUACCCGAAGCCCAUGAACUUCCAGCUCUACAGAGACGCCGUCAGGUUCCUCCUGUGCCUCAUCGGGACCGCCACCAUCGGCAUGGUCUACACCAUUUGCGUUUACGUGCUCAGCGGCGAGCCGGCAGAGGAUGUGGUGAAGAAGGCUUUAGAUGUGAUCACCAUAGCGGUCCCCCCCGCGCUGCCGGCCGCCCUGACGACGGGGAUCAUCUAUGCUCAGCGGAGGCUGAAAAAAAACGGCAUCUUCUGCAUCAGCCCCCAGAGGAUCAACAUCUGUGGCCAGCUCAACCUCAUCUGCUUCGACAAGACUGGCACCUUAACCAAGGAUGGCUUGGAUCUCUGGGGUGUGGUCCCUUCGGAUAGGAAUGGUUUCCAGGAGGUCCACAGCUUCUCCUCUGGCAGCGCUCUGCCCUGGGGGCCCCUCUGUGGAGCCAUGGCCAGCUGCCACUCCCUCAUCGUUCUGGAUGGGACCAUCCAAGGAGACCCUCUCGACAUCAAGAUGUUUGAAGCCACCAACUGGGAAAUGGAAAACUCUGGGAAAGAUUUCCACAUCCAAGGAGUCCCAACACAAGCCAUGAUUGUCAAGCCAAGCCAAAAGACCUGCCACAUCCCAGUGGGCGGGAUCGCCAUCCUGCACCAGUACCCCUUCUCGUCGGCCCUGCAGAGGAUGUCAGUCAUCGUGCAGGAGGUGGACGGGGACCGGAUGGCCUUCAUGAAGGGGGCACCAGAAAGGGUGGUUAGCUUUUGCCAGCCCGACACCGUACCGAGUAACUUUGCUGGUGAACUCCAGAAUUACACCACGCAGGGCUUCCGGGUUAUUGGGCUGGCUUACAAAAGGCUGGAGAGCAACGGCCAUAUCGCGGCCUUGACAAGGGAGAAGGUGGAGUCGGACCUGACGUUCCUGGGACUUCUGAUCCUGGAGAAUCGUCUGAAGGAAGAGACCAAGCCGGUCUUGGAGGAGCUCAUUUCGGCCCACAUCCGGCCAGUGAUGGUCACAGGGGACAACCUGCAGACCGCGGUCACGGUGGCCAGGAAGUCGGGGAUGAUCGCCGAAAGCCUUAGAGUCAUUCUCCUCGAAGCCAAGGAGGCCGAGGGGCCCUCACCAGCCUCGGUCACUUGGAGGCUGCUGGAAGACCGAAAGCACGCUGGCUAUGGGGACCGGGACAGUUACAUUAACAUUGGAGAAGAUGCCAGCAGACCUGAAGAUGAAGGAGGAAGCUAUCACUUUGCCAUGACUGGGAAAUCCUAUCAGGUGCUAAGUCAACAUUUCAACAGUCUGCUCCCCAAAGUCCUGAUGAACGCCACGGUUUUUGCCAGAAUGUCUCCUGGGCAGAAAUCCAGUCUGAUUGAAGAGUUUCAGAAGCUGGAUUACUUUGUAGGUAUGUGUGGCGAUGGAGCCAAUGACUGCGGGGCUUUGAAAAUGGCUCAUGCGGGCAUUUCCCUGUCUGAACAAGAGGCCUCCGUGGCUUCCCCAUUCACCUCCAAAGCCCCGAAUAUAGAAUGCGUGCCCCACCUCAUCAAGGAAGGACGUGCGGCACUGGUCACCUCGUUCUGUAUGUUUAAAUACAUGGCUCUGUACAGCAUGAUUCAGUACAUCGGUGUGCUCCUGCUUUACUGGAAAACAAACAGCCUUUCAAAUUACCAGUUUCUGUUCCAGGAUCUAGCCAUCACUACCAUCAUUGGGAUAACAAUGAGUCUGAACGGUGCCUACCCCAAGCUCGUUCCUUACAGACCCCCUGGCAGGCUGGUCUCCCCUCCUCUGCUCUUCUCUGUGCUCCUCAAUGUGCUCUUCAGUCUGGUCAUGCACAUGCUGGGUUUCAUUCUUGUUCGGAAGCAGCCCUGGUACUCUGCCACCGAUGUCUUCAGUGCCUGCUCCCCACCAAAGGGAAACUUUUCCAGAAGCACUGCUUUACCCAUGUUACCAGGGAAGCUUGGCCCUGACAGCUUCAUGAGUUACGAGAACACCACAAUCUGGUUCUUGGGGACCAUCAACUGCAUCAUUGUCGCGUUGGUGUUUUCCAAAGGAAAGCCAUUCAGACAGCCCAUUUACACCAACUAUAUCUUUGUCCUCGUGUUGGGAAUUCAGAUGGGGGCAUGUAUCUUCCUUCUGUUUGCGAAUAUUCCUGAUCUCUACCAGCGGAUGGAUCUCGUCUGCACACCCACCCUUUGGAGGGUCUAUCUGAUCGUCAUGCUCGCUGUCAAUCUGAUUCUGUCCUUGGUUGUGGAGGAGGCCAUCAUUGAAAAUCGAGCCCUCUGGCUGAUCAUCAAGAGAAGUUUUGGAUAUCAGUCUAAAAGCCAGUAUAGAAAAUGGCAGAGCAUGGUGGCCAACGAACCGGCCUGGCCCCCCCUCAAUCAGACUUUCUAUUCUGACCAGCCCAACAAUGCCAGAGGAGUAUCUUACAGCAACCCUGUGUUUGAGAGCCACGAAGAGAGUCCCUGAAGGAUAUAUCCUGGGGGUCUGAGGUCUAAAUGGCCUGCCAAGGAAGAAAGGGACAGAAGGGCUUCCGGAACUUUGGGGUCCCAGGAAGCUCCUUCUAAUGGCAACCAGAGAUUUUGAUGAACAAAUCAAAUUAUGAUCAUAAAUUAAAGACUUUUUG
Messenger RNA from Sarcophilus harrisii (Tasmanian devil), 4155 nucleotides. RefSeq names its product ATPase 13A4 (gene ATP13A4). Gene Ontology annotation, molecular function: ATP hydrolysis activity; polyamine transmembrane transporter activity; ATP binding. The coding region runs from base 258 to 3998 and encodes 1246 amino acids. The transcript is spliced from 29 exons. Gene Ontology annotation, biological process: polyamine transmembrane transport; intracellular calcium ion homeostasis. Gene Ontology annotation, cellular component: late endosome membrane. NCBI's taxonomy places the organism in Eukaryota, Metazoa, Chordata, Mammalia, Dasyuromorphia, Dasyuridae. The record is from RefSeq and is a predicted model, not a curated record.